This is a messenger RNA of Jaculus jaculus (lesser Egyptian jerboa), 1203 nucleotides long. RefSeq names its product la-related protein 7-like. The coding region runs from base 1 to 1032 and encodes 343 amino acids. Gene Ontology annotation, molecular function: RNA binding. The transcript is spliced from 2 exons. The record is from RefSeq and is a predicted model, not a curated record. NCBI's taxonomy places the organism in Eukaryota, Metazoa, Chordata, Mammalia, Rodentia, Dipodidae.
AUGGAGUUACAGAAGGGUUGCCCUGAGAAGGUAACAGCACAGCAGAUGCCUGAACAACAAGAACAAACCAUGUGUCCACUCAUAGGAAGAGAUGAGCAUAAUGGCCAGGACAGGGGUGGGGGACUUGUUGUCCACUCCCAGAACAGUGCCAAAGGGCCUUGCUCACCAGUGAAUGGUGCCAUGGCAUACCUUGCAAAGAGCAUAAGGAGUAGUCGAAAAGCCAAGAAGAGAGAUCACAGGGAAGGCAAUGAAGAAGCAGCUUCUGAGGUCUCCAAAGAAAGCAGAGACUUGGAAUUCUGCUCUACAGAAGAGGAAAAAGAUGCUGGAGAUCUAAAAGAUGGUUCCCUCCUAAAAGCUAAAAGAAAGCAUAAGAAAAAACACAAGGAGAGACAUAAAAUGGGAGAAGAGGUUAUACCAUUGCGAGUACUGUCCAAGAGUGAAUGGAUGGAUUUAAAAAAAGAGUAUUUGGCACUGCAAAAAGCCAGUAUGGCAUCAUUAAAGAAAACAAUAUCUCAAAUAAAACUGGAGUCAGAAAUGGAAACUGACAGUGAUAAACCUGGAAUCAUAACAGAAAAGGCAGCCCACAAUCAAGAGUGUAGCCCUCAGGAUAAAGUUAAUGUAUCAGGCCCACAGUUUAUGAAUGGAGUGAUUGUGAAGAUCAUUAGUGCAGAGCUUCAACCUGGCAGGAAACAAGUGCGGGAUACUUUGGCCACAAUCUCAGAAGUUGUUUAUGUUGAUUUGCUUGAAGGAGAUACAGAAUGUCAUGUCAGAUUUAAAACUCCUGAGGAUGCUCAAGCAGUAAUCAGUGCACAAACUGAAAUUAAAAGGAAGCACUGCUGGAAACUCGAGAUCCUUUCUGGUGAUCAUGAACAGAGGUAUUGGCAGAAGAUUCUGGUAGACAGGCAGGCCAAGCUUAAUCAACCUCGAGAAAAGAAAAGAGGAACAGAGAAGUUAAUCACCAAAGCUGAAAAGAUAAGACUGGCAAAGACUCAACAAGCAAGUCAACACAUUAGAUUCUCUGAAUAUGAUUAAAAAAUUAUACUUUCCCUUCAUGUUUCACUGGAUACUUUAACAAUUAUUAGGAAGUCCAAUUUUAUUGUUUUAGUGCUGCUUGAUCUACUGAAUAAUUUUUUUGUAAAAUCUACAUUUAAUUAAAAUCACCUUUGUUUCUCAAGUGUAAAUAAGAUGUUUUUCUAAAGACAA